Messenger RNA from Hypomesus transpacificus, 1506 nucleotides. RefSeq names its product Tnf receptor-associated factor 2a (gene traf2a). The transcript is spliced from 11 exons. Gene Ontology annotation, biological process: positive regulation of canonical NF-kappaB signal transduction; positive regulation of JNK cascade; protein K63-linked ubiquitination. Gene Ontology annotation, cellular component: plasma membrane signaling receptor complex; cytoplasmic side of plasma membrane. The record is from RefSeq and is a predicted model, not a curated record. Gene Ontology annotation, molecular function: ubiquitin protein ligase binding; tumor necrosis factor receptor binding; zinc ion binding. The coding region runs from base 1 to 1506 and encodes 501 amino acids. Lineage: Eukaryota; Metazoa; Chordata; Actinopteri; Osmeriformes; Osmeridae.
AUGGCUGCACAGGAGACAUCUCCACCAUCUUCGUUGGAAGGCAACAAACCAGGGUUCCCCCCAAAAAUAUUGGCAAACAAUCUCGAAGAUAAGCAUUUGUGUAAUUCCUGUCUUAAAAUAUUGAGAAGGCCUUUGCAAGCCCAAUGCGGUCAUCGCUAUUGUUUAUAUUGUUUCCAUAAAAUUGUGAGUUCUGGACCACAGGAAUGCAAUUCUUGCUUAAAGGAAGACUUGUUUGAGGAUACAACAUCCAUACUCAAGCAAGGCGGUGCUUUUCCAGAUAAUGCAGCUCGCAGAGAAGUAGAGGCCCUGUCAGCUGUUUGUCCAAACGAGGGAUGCACUUGGACAGGCAACAUUAAAGAAUAUGAGCUGAACCAUGAGGGCAAGUGUGACUUCAUGAUCAUCCUCUGUCACUCAUGUAAAGAGCUCAUGAGGUCUAAUGAACUGGAGCGCCACAAUGACCGCGAAUGUCCAGAGAGGACUCUCAACUGCAAGUACUGCAAGGAACCUUUUCAUUUCAAAAACAUAAAGGCUCAUGAUGAAAUGUGUCCAAAGUACCCCAUGAUUUGUGAAGGCUGCGCAAAGAAAAAGAUACCCAGAGAAAAGUACAUGGACCAUAUUAAGUUCUGCAGUAAAUUCAGAGCACCUUGCAGAUUUCAUGUUGUUGGCUGCGAUAUGUCUGUGGAAAAGGAGAAGAUCCACGACCACGAACGUGCAUGUUCUUACGAACACUUGAACAUGCUCUUGCACUUCAUCAUGGGCAUCAAGUUACAGCUCCACAGUGAGAAGACCAAGGUGGCAGAGCUCAGCCAGAGGUGUCAGGAGUUGGAGCUGAAAGUGGGCACCUUUGAGAACAUUGUGUGCGUCCUCGACCGAGAGAUGGAGCGCUCCUGCACCAACAUGGAGGCCUACAAUCGUCAACAUCGCUUGGACCAGGACAUGAUCGAGAUCCUCAACAACAAGGUGUGUCAGCUGGAGAGAACGGUAGGCUUGAGGGACCUGUCCAUCGUGGAGAUGGAGGGGAAGAUAAGGGAGAUGUCUGCAGCCACUUUUGAUGGUAUCUUUGUCUGGAAGAUCUCUGACUUCACUAAGAAGAGACAAGAUGCUGUGGCUGGACGGGCCCCGGCAAUGUUCUCUCCAGCGUUCUACACCAGUAAGUAUGGCUACAAGAUGUGUCUGCGCAUAUACCUGAAUGGAGAUGGGACAGGCCGAAGUAGUCACUUAUCUCUGUUCUUUGUGGUGAUGAGGGGACACAGUGAUGCUCUCCUCAAGUGGCCCUUCAACCAGAAGGUAACCCUUAUGCUACUGGACCAGAACAACCGAGAACACAUCAUUGAUGCCUUCAGGCCCGAUAUCUCCUCGUCCUCCUUCCAGAGGCCAGUCAGUGACAUGAACAUUGCCAGUGGCUGCCCACUUUUCUGCCCACUCUCCAAACUGGACUCCAAAAACGUGUACAUCCGUGAUGACACCAUAUUCAUUAAGGCUAUUGUAGACCUUACUGGGCUGUAA